AUGACCAAAGUUAGACCUCCUAAGGCUCAGAAUCCGUCUCGGCUGUGUGUCAGUGGGAGACCCUGGAAGCAGCUUCCCGGACGAAAGUCUAUCAAAAUAAAAGCGAGCAAAAGAGACUAUCGUACUCCUGCUAAACCCGGCGUGAGCAAGUUUGAUGCCCGGAAAAUUCGCGAGCGCGAUCUAUCCCUGGUUAAAGGUCGUGAAGUAGAAUUGAAAGUCAUCGCGAAGGAGAAGAGAGCUAUUGCCAAUAAGAAACGAGUGGAGAAGGCGGAAAGGAAGAAGGAGAACGAGAUCAGGAGCGGUCAAUACCAGGUGAUAAAGAACACAAGCAAGCUCUGA
Perkinsus marinus ATCC 50983 is the source of this 339-nucleotide messenger RNA. RefSeq lists its product as hypothetical. The record is from RefSeq and is a predicted model, not a curated record. Lineage: Eukaryota; Perkinsozoa; Perkinsida; Perkinsidae. The coding region runs from base 1 to 339 and encodes 112 amino acids. The transcript has 3 exons.